UUGCCAAUUCUUGGCUGUGGUUCACUUUUGUGUUUUAAGUUUACACUUCAAUUUUAAACUAAUCUAUCCAAUAAAAACAAGCUACAAAAGGAAAAACCAUUUUUGUACAAUCAAUUCUUAAUGAUGAUUUAAAGAUUACAUUUAAUCAUUGCUAAUUAUCCAUCAUUGGGUAGGUCAUGAGGUGGGUUUUCUAAUAUCCAUAUAUACUGCAACUCCAUGUGGAGCGGAUCACGUUUGGGUUGGGUGAAUAAUAAAAAAGUUACUAUUAACUAAUUAGUUAGCUUCUUGAUACCUCAGCUGAAAUCAAAUGCGCAUAUACAGCUCAAAGCACACAUCAGCACCUCAGCAUGAGUUUCGCGAAUUACAGUUUCAAUUAUUGUAGGCCCCCAGAUCCUUCAGCAAAAUGAACGCAGAUUCCGAGCCGUUGAUUAUCUACGCAAAAAAUCCCAAAUCUGGGUCCCAUCCUGUUACCUAGGAUUUGAGACCGUUAGAUAUUGGGAUGAUAAAGAGAGGAAAGCUGCAAAUGGUAGUAACAGUCAGUUGUGGUAGGGUCAGAUUCGAUCCGGUCGAUUAUAAUUCUACGUGUCAGACAGACAAGGCCCUAUGUUGAAUUAUAAAGCGAGAGAGAAAAUUUGUCUUUUCUUCAGCUGUUGUUCGGCUUCGUCCCCUAGGUGCAAGCUCUGAUAAAUUGCCUUAGUCAGCCUGCUCCGUUGUCACAACUAUCGAAAUCCACGACGAAGAGAGGGAGGAGGUGCGCUAUGGAGAAUAAUAGCAAUAAGGAAGAGGAGGUGGAGGAGGAGGACCACCAGGAUAACGACGAGGUGGGUCCCAUGGCAGGGGAGGAGGAGGAGGAGGAAGGAGCAGAGGUAGGGUCCAGCUUGACCCGGGAAAGGGUGGCUGCUGCCAAGCUUUACAUUGAGAAUCACUACAAGGCUCAGAUGAAGCAUAUCCAACAGCGCAAAGAAAGGCGCUCAGUGCUGGAAAAACAGUUGGCUACUUCUCAUGUGUCUCAAGAGGAACAAAUUAAUCGACUAAAGGAUUUAGAGCGCAAAGAGACAGAAUACAUGCGACUGAAAAGGCACAAGAUUUGUGUUGAUGAUUUUGACCUUUUGACCAUCAUAGGAAGAGGGGCUUUUGGAGAGGUGAGGUUGUGUCGGGAGAAAAAAUCUGGCGAUAUCUAUGCCAUGAAAAAAUUGAAGAAGUCAGAAAUGCUUAUCAGGGGACAGGUUGAACAUGUUAAAGCUGAAAGGAAUUUGCUCGCAGAAGUUUCCAGUCACUGCAUUGUCAAACUCUAUUACUCCUUUCAAGAUGCUGAAUUCUUGUAUCUAAUCAUGGAAUAUCUACCUGGUGGUGACAUUAUGACUUUGUUAAUGAGAGAAGAAACCUUGACUGAAACUGUGGCUAGAUUUUAUAUUGCUCAAACUGUCCUGGCUAUAGAAUAUAUUCAUGAACAUCACUACAUUCAUAGAGAUAUAAAACCUGAUAACUUAUUGCUGGACAAAAACGGCCAUAUAAAGCUUUCUGAUUUUGGUCUUUGCAAGCCUCUUGAUUGCUCAAAUUUGUCUGCCAUUAGUGAAGAUGAAGUACUUGAUGAUGAGAACUUGAAGGAAUCAAUGGAUGUUGAUGGUCGAUUUCCAGAUGCUGGUGGAGGGCGCUGGAAAAGCCCCCGAGAACAAUUACAGCAUUGGAAGAUAAACAGGAGAAAAUUGGCAUACUCCACAGUUGGCACACCUGAUUAUAUUGCUCCAGAAGUAUUGCUGAAGAAAGGAUAUGCAAUGGAGUGUGAUUGGUGGUCACUCGGUGCAAUAAUGUAUGAGAUGCUUGUUGGUUAUCCUCCGUUCUACUCUGAUGAUCCUGUAACAACAUGCAGAAAGAUUGUGCACUGGAGAAAUCACUUAAAAUUUCCAGAGGAGGCAAGGCUCACACCUGAAGCAAAGGAUCUAAUCUGUAGGUUGCUUUGUGAUGCUGAACAUAGGCUCGGUACUCUUGGCGGGUGCCAAAUUAAAGCUCAUCCCUGGUUCAAAGAUGUUGCAUGGGACAAACUUUAUGAGAUGGAGGCAGCAUUUAAGCCACAGGUUGACGGGGAUCUUGAUACUCAAAACUUCAUGAAAUUUGAUGAGGUGGAACCUCCAUUAACAAGAAGGGGAUCAGGACCCAUGAGGAAGACGCUGUUAUCUCCUCAAGAUCUUAGUUUUGUUGGCUACACGUACAGGAACUUUGAUGCAAUCAAAGGGUUACGUCAUUCUUUUGAUUUAAAGAGAAGCUCAUCACGGUCAUCAACUGACUCUUUUCUCAGUGAUUCUGCUGUGGACUACUAUUCUAAAGACUUGCCUGAUGAAGCAGAACUUCAGAAGCUUGCUUCAAUUGAAUUCUCAUCGUUUAAACUAUCUGGCGGAACAGAUGAAGGGCCUCUCUUGUGAAGUUGAAGGGUAUAAAUGCUUUUUUUUCCCCAGACAGGUUUAUCCCUAAUCUGCAUCAUAAUUGAAGCUAGCUGCAUAUUUUGUAAAACUAUGUACAGUGCUGUUGGAGGAACCUCAGGUAAGCAUAUUUCCUGUUGGGUUCGCCAAGUAAAAAUUAUUUAUGGUUACAAUUCUGUAUAUAAAAAUAAAAAUCACCAAGCUCAUCCAGAGGUCCCUGACUGCCCAGGUUGGCAGACUAAAUAUGCCUUCUCUUGUGGUAGGUAGGCCCUUUUCUCUUUCCAUUUCCACCCCUCCCUUUUUGGACAGUAUAGGAAGUUGCAAAAUGCUGCGCAGGCUGCUGCUGUACUCUGAAAUGCCUUUGCUUUUGUGAAUGAAACAGGAAACGUAACAUCUAUUAUUCUCCAAUUUUUCUCUCUUUCUUUGAAGAAUAAAAUUUCGGAAAAAUGAGGAAAAAGCUUUUGUUGUUAAAUUCAGUCAAUGUUCUUACAGAGGUAUAUUCACAUCUCAAAUUGGAUAACCUUAAACCCAGCAGAUAAGAAAACUUUGCAGCAGCACUUUGUUUUCUAGACAUUUCAGGUUAUUAUACUAUGGCAAGAGUCGUUUUCGCAUUAUAAAUGGGCCUACUGCCUACAUAUGGAUGGCCUCCUGUUAUAAAUUCGGCUGCUUUAAGUCUGAAUAAUUCCAUACUCGCAAGUGGCAAUAUUACAGCUCAAAAGGGAAAGCUGGUUGCUAAUCCGAGCUUCAGACAAGCUUAAUAGCUCAGCUUGUUUGUUUGUCCUAACUGAUCCACAACGGAACUACAAAUAGAAUGGAAAGAAAGAAAGAAAGAAAGAAGAGGUUAUUUGUUUUCCUGGGAACAAGAAGCUCAAUGUUUCCCUGAUUUAUAUUUUAUUCUAGUCUAAUUCUGUGUGUGCAAUUUUGGGCUUAACAAGAUGCUUCUGUGGAUGAAGUAUCACAAAGCUUAUUCCCAACUUUGGUGAAGGAAUCUUAACUGCACCAAUUAAACAAGGAAUCCAUUUUUAUUUUUCUUCUCUUUGGAUAAUUGGCUCAGGAAUCUUGCUUAUAGCAAUUACUGAGCUAACUCCUUAAACUCAAGCCAACCAAACAUUACUGUGCUCUUCUAUUGAUUUUAUUACCUAAAUUGAUUAUUUUGCUCUUUUA
Molecule: messenger RNA, 3581 nt
Organism: Jatropha curcas
Lineage: Eukaryota; Viridiplantae; Streptophyta; Magnoliopsida; Malpighiales; Euphorbiaceae
Biological process (GO): protein phosphorylation
Molecular function (GO): ATP binding; protein serine/threonine kinase activity
Source: RefSeq, a predicted model, not a curated record